AUGAAGUCCAAUACGAUGAAAGCUCUCCGCCUAACACGCGUGUCCCCAGAAUCACCGACACUUGCGGUAUCUUCUUUCCCAAUCCCGCAAUUGAAGCCAGGCUAUGCCCUCGUUCGUAUCCGCUAUGCCUCUAUCCAACCAUCCGACAGACUGAACGCGCAGGGUCUCUUCCCAUUCACGAGAUUCCCUAUAGUUCCCGGGCGUGACUAUUCAGGAACAGUGGUUGACAUCGCAGACAAGUCCGAGCAAUCCAGAUCAUGGAUUGGAAAGAAUGUCUAUGGAACCAGUGGUUCAGGUCUUAGCUUCCAGAUUGAUGGUACUCAUAGCCAGUACUGUUUGAUUCCUCAAGCUGCGCUGAUUGAGAUGCCUGCAUCUCUGUCCUUUAUUCAGGCUGCUACUGUCGGGGUACCAUUCACAACUGCGCAGAUCUGUUUGCAACGGGCUCAGGUUAAGGAAAGUGAUGUGGUGCUCGUGCUCGGUGCUACCGGGGCUGUUGGAUCUGCGGCUGUGCAGAUGGCCCGCGCAAUGGGAUGCAAGCAAGUUUUGACAGCAGCUCGGCACGGUGACCUGAACCCUGAUAUUGUCUUAUCUUCGAGCAAUCAUGCUGCUGUGCUAGAGGGAAUCGCUGCAUUGACCGAUGGAAGGGGUGUGGAUGUGGUCAUUGACACCGUGGGCGACCUGGCACUGAUGUCAGUGGCUGUAGAGCAACUGGCUCUGAAGGGGCGCUAUUCUUGGAUCACUGCGCCCAAAGGUGAUGUGAGCAAGAGGCUGUCAUUCGACGUGUUCCAGGCUUAUCGGAAGGAGUUGUCUCUACUGGGAUGCAAUUCGGCGGCUCCCCCGGUUGAGGAUACGGCUGAAUAUUUGAGAUCUAUGAGUGGAUGGAUUGAUCAGGGACUACUGGGGGUACAGAAGGAGUCUGAGUUCCGAGUGGUCAAAUUGGAUGAUGCUAUUGAGGCUGGUUAUAAAAAGCCGGGAAAGGUAGUUAUCGAUAUGGAAUAA
Molecule: messenger RNA, 999 nt
Organism: Penicillium atrosanguineum
Lineage: Eukaryota; Fungi; Ascomycota; Eurotiomycetes; Eurotiales; Aspergillaceae
Product: quinone oxidoreductase family protein
Exons: 1
Coding region: 1-999 (332 amino acids)
Molecular function (GO): oxidoreductase activity
Source: RefSeq, a predicted model, not a curated record